CCUCUUUCGCCUCCUACAUCCACAAUGCAGUGGCCUGUAACCAAGCACAACCUGCGCUCCCAGCUGAUGCCUCCUCGAAACACUGAAGACAGAAUCACUGAAAUGUGAAUGUUUCCAGGCUGAUUGGAUGAGCACAGACUGUCAUGGCGCUCCUUCACGAGCAGCGUGCACCUUCUCCUUCUCUGUCCGGCUUCAACUCUCCUCUCUCAGACCCUCCGUCCUUUCGCCGUCUGGAUGCAGAGACACCGUGCACCCCAGAAAUGGACCUAACCCCAACCCAAUGUGUCCUCCGUAAUGUCCUGUCCAUAGAUACGGGAAGUGUGGUUGAACAGGGAGGAGGGGGUGAGGGACAUACAGUCGGACAUAAUCACUCUCCAAGCGAGGAACAACAAGAGCACUUUGCCAACAGUGUUUUGAAACUGCAUGAGCAUGAUGGGAGUCCCUGCAGGACCGAGGGAGAGGGGCGAAACAUGGACUGUACUAUGGUCCGGAGCCCGGGGGACGAGGCCAGGCUGCAGUGUCAGUCGACUGGAGGGGGCGGGGGCUUUCUGGAGGGGCUCUUUGGGUGUCUGAGACCAGUCUGGACUAUGAUUGGCAAAGCUUACUCCACAGAACACAAACAUGAUCUAGAUGAAGCUUGGGAGGUCCCAUUUGAGGAGAUCUCAGACCUUCAGUGGGUGGGUAGUGGAGCUCAAGGUGCUGUGUUCCUUGGCAAACUGCACGGACAGGAAGUGGCUGUCAAAAAAGUAAGGAACAUCAAAGAGACUGAUAUCAAGCACCUCCGCAAGCUCAAACAUCCCAACAUCAUCACUUUCAAGGGGAUCUGCACUCAAGCUCCAUGUUACUGUAUUAUUAUGGAGUACUGUGCACAAGGCCAGCUGUACGAGGUAUUACGAGCAGGAAGAAAAAUCCACCCAUCUUUGCUCAUGGACUGGGCCAUGGGAAUCGCAGGGGGCAUGAACUACCUCCACCUGCACAAAAUCAUCCACAGAGACCUCAAGUCACCAAAUAUGCUGAUAACCUAUGACGAUGCCGUGAAGAUCUCUGACUUUGGCACAUCCAAAGAACUCAAUGACAAGAGCACAAAGAUGUCCUUCGCUGGGACAGUGGCCUGGAUGGCUCCUGAGGUCAUACGCAAUGAACCUGUCUCUGAGAAAGUUGAUAUAUGGUCGUUUGGUGUCGUGCUGUGGGAGAUGUUAACGGGAGAGGUGCCAUAUAAGGAUGUGGACUCUUCGGCCAUCAUCUGGGGGGUGGGCAACAACAGCCUGCAGCUGCCUGUACCUGAUAGCUGCCCCGACAGCUUUAAGCUUCUCCUGAGGCAGUGCUGGAACUGCAAGCCAAGGAACAGGCCAUCAUUUCGUCAAAUUCUUUUACAUCUGGACAUUGCGUCGGCAGACAUCUUAUCUACCCCACAAGAAACCUAUUUUCAGUCGCAGGUGGAGUGGAGGGAUGAAGUCAGGCACCACUUUGAACAGAUCAAAUCUGAAGGGACAUGUCUUCAUAGACUGGAUGAGGAGUUGAUCAAACGGCGCAGGGAAGAACUGAGACAUGCCCUUGACAUCCGAGAACAUUAUGAGAGAAAACUGGAGCGUGCCAACAACUUGUACAUGGAGCUUAAUGCCAUCAUGUUGCAGCUGGAGAUCAAGGAGAAGGAACUGCUCAAGAGGGAGCAAUCUCUGGACAAGAAGUAUCCGGGUUGCUUCAAACACCACAGACAAUCUGCCUCCUCAAAUUCAAUGGAGAAACUCAUGAAGAAACGCAAUGUACCUCAAAAACUGCCAUCACACAGCAAGAGGCCUGACUUACUGAAAUCUGAAGUCAUCCUUCCUAAAUUAGACUCAUCUAUGACACAAGUCACUAUCCCAAACAAGGGCUCAACAUCACCUGGGAGGUCUCGCAGGGGCAAGCCUCGCUACAGAAAGGCUGGCAAAGGCAGUAGUGGGGAUCUGGCUCAGCUAAAGGCUACAUUGUCCUCCUCUUUAGCCAUGGUCAGUGCUACCUGCUCAGUGCCCAGCAGCAAACAACUUUUGGAUCGUAGUGCCGCCCUAAAAGGACUCCAACACGACCUUCUGCUCAAGAAAAUGUCCUCCUCCAGCCCUGACCUUAUCUCCACCACUCUGGAGGCUGAAGGCCGGAGAAAGGGCCAGCUGAAGACAGGACUGGACAGAGCAGGGAGUCAGAGCGCCUCUGGGCUGGAGGACAGUCGGACUGAAGGGCAAGAGGUCAGGGUAGAUGUGGGUGUACGGACUGAUGAUUUAGUAGAAACACCUCCACGCAGUGACACACCUAGUGAAGAUGCAGCGUCCAUACCUUUUUCCAGCAGUCCUGACUCUCCAUGCGGCAGGGGUGCUGCUGCUGGGAGGGGCUCAGUACUGGGCAGCACGCGAGUCCCACUUGAUGGCGACGACAAAGAGGAGGGGACUGUGAUCACACGCUCUCCGAGGAGUCAGAGGCUCACGCCCUCAGCACUUCUGUACAGGGCUGCAGUCACACGCAGUCAGAGGCGUGGUUUAUCGUCAGAAGAAGAGGAGGGCGAAGUGGACAGUGAAGUAGAACUGCCAAGGAGACGGCGCACUAUGAGCAUGACCAAGUGUCAGUCCCUGUCGACGUUCAGCUCAGAGAACUUAUCGGUGUCAGACGGAGAGGAGGGGAACACCACGGACCACUCCCACAGUGGCACUCCAGACGUGGUCAGCACCAACACAGAUGAGCGCCUGGACGACAAAAGUGAUGACCUUCUGUCUCAAGGCUCUGAGAUCCCUGCUGACCCAUCUGAUCCCACACAACUGGGCUCUGAUGGACUCUCAGAGAAAGAGGCCGUCCUCAGACAAGUCAAGAGCCAGCUUGCUUCAAAUGAUCUUAAUUAUGAGGGUCUUUAUGAUGACUCUGAUUGUGACAGUACUGAAUUGGACCAUUCCUGUAGUGGAGACCCAGGUCAGCCUCCAAACAACUGGUGAACAGCAUUCAGGCCUUGAAACCUUUCUCAUCAGGUCACAUAACACACAGCGCACACAGGUGGUCAGUGGGAAUGUCAGAUGAUGUGAUAUUUGUUAGCCAAAAGCCCAAAAGAUUAAGUGUCUUGAACAUUUGGGACAUAUAGACGCUUCGGAACAAUAAUCCGUUCAUUCACCCCAUCAGAAAAUACAAAGCUGCCCAUUUUCCAUUAACAUGUAACUUUUAGUGUUUUAAGUUAUCUGAAUCUAUGACAGAACAAAAUAUCAGGGUUUACUUUAGUAAAGUCAAUGUGAACAAAUUUGGUUGCUCUUAAUUUAU
This is a messenger RNA of Boleophthalmus pectinirostris (great blue-spotted mudskipper), 3273 nucleotides long. RefSeq names its product mitogen-activated protein kinase kinase kinase 12. The transcript is spliced from 14 exons. Lineage: Eukaryota; Metazoa; Chordata; Actinopteri; Gobiiformes; Gobiidae. The coding region runs from base 144 to 2957 and encodes 937 amino acids. Gene Ontology annotation, molecular function: ATP binding; JUN kinase kinase kinase activity. Gene Ontology annotation, biological process: protein autophosphorylation; JNK cascade. The record is from RefSeq and is a predicted model, not a curated record.